AUGGCCAUUUACGCGUUGGACGGAGUUUCGCCGCGGUACUUCGGUGCGGGGCCGGCAUUCGUCGCCGACGAUGCUCAUGUGAUCGGUCAGAUCAAUCUGCACGAGGAUUGCAGCGUCUGGUUCGGCUGCGUGCUGCGUGGCGACAAUGAGCCGGUGACCAUCGGCGCCCGCACCAAUGUGCAGGAGCACACGGUCAUGCACACCGACAUGGGCUUUCCGCUUGUGGUCGGCGAGGGGUGCACGAUCGGCCAUCGCGCCAUGCUGCAUGGCUGCACCAUCGGCAACAACAGUCUGAUCGGCAUCGGCGCGAUUGUCCUCAACGGUGCGGUGAUCGGCAACAAUUGCCUGGUCGGCGCCGGCGCGCUGGUCACCGAAGGAAAAGAGUUUCCCGACAAUUCGCUGAUCAUCGGAUCGCCGGCGCGCGUCGCGCGGACGCUGGACGAUGCGGCGGUUGCGAUGCUCACGGCUUCGGCCGAGCAUUAUGUCGACAAUGCGCGCCGCUUCGCGACCGGCUUGUCCGAAUCCACUUGA
Effrenium voratum is the source of this 531-nucleotide messenger RNA. The record is from the annotation of a GenBank genome assembly. Lineage: Eukaryota; Dinophyceae; Suessiales; Symbiodiniaceae.